Messenger RNA from Parnassius apollo (apollo), 1488 nucleotides. The record is from the annotation of a GenBank genome assembly. NCBI's taxonomy places the organism in Eukaryota, Metazoa, Arthropoda, Insecta, Lepidoptera, Papilionidae.
AUGUCUCAGCUCGAUGAUGAGGAUAUUGAAAAUUUACUGCAGCAAUCUGACCUAGAGGAUAUAGGUGAUGAUGAGGACGACACAUGGGCCCCGGAUGCUGAAAAUGACGGUUUAUCUGAUGAUUCUGAGGACGACAUGCCUCUGUCUUCACUGCCGAUUUCUCGUGAAUCUGAUGAUGGAAAAUGGAUUAAAAAGAAGUUCCGUGGUAGGCCUACCGCAGUCCAACAGCCUCCAGACCCAGGUGAGCCACCAAAAUCGCCAGCAGAGUAUUUUGAAAACUAUUUUACUGAGGAAUUAUUUGAACAGUUUUCGACUGCCACUUCACAGUACUAUAUAGCUGAAAAGGGGUGUGCAAUGAAGCCACAAUGCUCGCCAGGUAGGCGGCGCGGGCGGCUGCGUCACGGCGCCAUUUGCGUAUGUUGCGAAAGAAAAAUGACGUUUAAAAUCGAUAUCGUAACCUUACUGGAACUUGUUGAAACAAGACCAUGCCUAUGGGAUAAAUCAUCGGACGCUUUUAAAGAUAAAGUUGUUAAACAAAGGGCAUGGAACGAGAUCUUGCGCUUCUUGGAAGAACGUUAUGAUGAAUUAACUACUGAUGAAAAUAAACUAGUUGGUAAUAAUUCAGAAGAAAAUAAAUUGAUUUUGCGACAAAGAUCACCAUCCAGAUUAUUGUCCGUAUCGUCAUCAUCGUCUUUUAGCACAUCUUCUUUGACUUCUAGCUCAUCUUCCUCCAGCAAUAGGGAAACAGAAGAAUGUAAUAAAGAAUCCAAUAAAAUCAUAAAUUUAAAAGAAAAAGGACUCCAUGGCCAUAGCUUAGAAAAUAAAACCAAAGAAAAUAAGGUAAGUAUAGAGUCAGUAAAUGAUAAUAUGAAAGAUGAGACUGCAGUAGAAAGUAUUUCAGAAAUAGAAAGUGAACCAAAAGCUAUUGAAUUGACCAAUAUGAAUGCUGAAAGUGAAGAAGGAAAGGAAGAAAGAGAUUUUUCAUCGGAUGAUAGUGUCGCAGAUCCUAAUUAUCACAUUGAAGAUAAUGAUUUAUCGUCAAAUUCGGAUGAAACAGUAGAAGAGAAUGAAGAAGAAAAUAUUUCACGUGAAUCAAACCAAAAUAUUACACUUACCGAAAAAUCAAGAAGUGACGUUUCAGGCAUUAUAGUGGAGGAUCUUCGAGGGAAACAUGGCAAUCACAGUCGCGUAGAUGAUAAUAUUAAAGAUAGUUUGAGAAAUUUCAUUAAGGCGAUACCAAAAAUAGAAAGCCAUUACUGUCGAACAGAUACACAGAAAGAAUAUAUUGAUGGAAGUAAGACUAUUUCAGAAAUUUAUAGAGAUUAUGUGAAACACUGUGAAGAAAAAAGAGAGAAAAGUGCUAAUUAUAUCAUGUUCAAUAGAAUAUUCAAUGGAGAAUUUAAUAUAGCAUUUUACCAACCUAAGGAGAUCAGUGUGAGGAUUGUGUUGCCUACAAUAACGCAAAUGGAGAAGAUAAAAAUCGACUGA